AUGACUUUAAAACGUAUUUCGAAGGAACUCGAGGAUAUGCAGAAGGAUCCUCCUAUUUCUUUCAAUGCAAGACCUGUUGCUGAAGAUAAGUUUCAUUGGAAAGCAACGAUCAUGGGGCCCACAGACAAUUCGUAUUCUGGAGGCACAUUCUUUAUUACAAUUCGCUUCCCUCCAGAUUAUCCUAUAAAGCCAACCAAGGUUGCUUUUAAGACUAUGCUUUUCCACCCUAAUAUCAGUAGCAUUGGAAGCAUCAACUUUGAUAUCCUGAAAGAACAAUGGAGCCCAACUCUUACCAUCUCAAAUGUAUAA
Messenger RNA from Salvia miltiorrhiza (redroot sage), 309 nucleotides. Its product is annotated as SUMO-conjugating enzyme UBC9-like. The record is from RefSeq and is a predicted model, not a curated record. Bases 1 to 309 code for a protein of 102 amino acids. The transcript is spliced from 3 exons. NCBI's taxonomy places the organism in Eukaryota, Viridiplantae, Streptophyta, Magnoliopsida, Lamiales, Lamiaceae.